Molecule: messenger RNA, 2959 nt
Organism: Amaranthus tricolor (Joseph's coat)
Lineage: Eukaryota; Viridiplantae; Streptophyta; Magnoliopsida; Caryophyllales; Amaranthaceae
Product: fimbrin-1-like
Exons: 15
Coding region: 591-2645 (684 amino acids)
Biological process (GO): actin filament network formation; actin filament bundle assembly
Cellular component (GO): cytoplasm; actin filament bundle; actin filament
Molecular function (GO): actin filament binding
Source: RefSeq, a predicted model, not a curated record
GAGAGUUGAGACACCAUUUGACAGCGGUAAGUAAAGACAAAUCAAUAUCGGUGACUUGGAGCGGUGGCCAUCUUUGUGCUUAGCAUCACCGAGAAAAUCUCCACAAAAAAAAACGAAUCAAAUCCAAGCCAAAAAAUGCCAGCAACAUUUCUAUAAUCAUUUUCUAACCAUAUAAAAUUUUCAAAACCCCAAUUCUUUUUAUUUCUGUAAUUAUCAACCGCCCACAAAACUUUUCUUCUCUUGGAAUUUUUCAUAUUAAAAACCAUUUUUUUUUUUGCUUAACUUUGCUCUUUCCAUACGCAUUCUAUCUCAAUCUUUCAACAGUUUUUAUUUAGUUUAAUUUAAUUUCAUCAAUUAAAAUUUGUGGGUUUUAAUUUCCCUAGAACCAAAUUAUUUAGGAAAAGAGUCAAAUCUUUUAGACUAAUACAAGAUUUUUGCUUGGAAUCAAAUCUGUAUCGAUAUAGAAUACAGAUUCAUUUGGGGUUUUCAUUUUAGGAACAAGUAUUGGGAUUGGUGUUCAUAUUCUGGUGAGAUUUCAAUCAAUUUCCCAAUCAGAUUGACUGAUUGGGGAAGAAAGAAAAAAUUACAAAAUGUCUGGCUAUGUGGGUGUUGUUGUUUCUGAUCCUGCUCUUCAAAGUCAGUUUACUCAAGUUGAACUUCGCAGCCUUAAUAAUAAAUAUAUUACUGUGAAGAAUAGCAAUGGUAAAGUGACUAUUGGAGACUUGCCAUCUAUGAUGUGUAAGUUAAAAGCUUUUAGUCAAUCUUUUAAAGAGAAAGAUAUCAAAGAGAUUUUAAGUGAAUCAGCUUCUGAUAUGAAUCAAGAGAUCAAUUUCGAGGAUUUUCUGAAGGUUCAUCUAAGCUUCCAAGCUCGAGCAGCAGCUCAGCUUGGUGGUUCGAAGGACUCAUCUGCGUUUCUUAAGGCCUCGACGACUACCCUUCUUCAUACAAUCAGUCAGUCUGAGAAGGGAUGCUAUGUUCAUCACAUAAAUAGUUAUCUUGGUGAUGACCCUUUCCUGGAGCAAUUUCUUCCUAUGGAUCCUAAUAGUGAUGAUUUAUUUGAUCUGGCCAAGGACGGAGUGCUUCUCUGCAAACUUAUAAAUGUUGCUGUUCCUGGUACAAUUGAUGAACGAGCUAUAAACACCAAACGAGUUCUUAAUCCAUGGGAGAGAAACGAGAAUCAUACUCUGUGUCUGAACUCUGCAAAAGCCAUUGGAUGCACCGUGGUCAAUAUUGGACCCCAUGACCUUGUUGAAGGCAGGCCGCAUUUGGUUCUUGGAUUAGUUUCUCAAAUUAUUAAGAUCCAACUCCUUGCUGAUCUUAACCUUAGGAAGACGCCACAGCUGGUGGAAUUGGCAGAUGACGCUGAUGACAUUGAAGAACUUAUGAAUUUAUCCCCGGAAAAAGUUUUAUUGAAAUGGAUGAAUUUCCAUCUCCAGAGAGCUGGUUAUGAGAAAGUGGUGGCAAACUUUUCAUCAGAUAUAAAGGAUUCAAAGGCAUAUACAUACCUGCUCAAUGUUGUAGCUCCAGAACAUUGUGAUCCAGCAACUAUAGAUGCAAAAGACCCUAUAGACAGAGCAAAUUUGGUACUUGACCAUGCAGAAAGAAUGGGCUGCAAGAGAUAUUUAGAUGCUAAGGACAUUGUUGAAGGCUCAUCAAAUCUAAAUCUCGCAUUUGUUGCUCAAAUUUUCAAGUUGAGGAGCGGUUUGUCAAUGGAUGGCAAAAAGGUUGCUUUUGCGGAGAUGAUGACAGAUGAUGUACAGGCAUCAAGGGAAGGAAGGUGCUUCAGAUUUUGGAUGAAUAGUCUUGGUAUUCCCUCCUAUGUUAACAAUGUCUUCGAAGAUGUUAGAAAUGGAUGGGUACUCCUGGAAGUCUUGGACAAGAUUUCUCCAGGAUCAGUGAACUGGAAGCAUGCAACAAAGCCUCCCAUCAAAAUGCCAUUCAGGAAAGUCGAGAAUUGUAAUCAAGUGGUUAAGAUCGGAAAGCAACUGAAAUUUUCCCUUGUUAAUGUGGCCGGAAAUGAUAUUGUUCAAGGAAACAAGAAGCUAAUACUCGCGUUCCUGUGGCAGUUAAUGAGGCAUAAUAUGCUCCAACUAUUGAAGAACUUAAGAUCUUUCUCCCACGGGAAAGAGAUAUCUGAUACGGAUAUCCUUAAUUGGGCAAAUUAUAAGGUGAAAAGCUCCGGGAGAAGGUCUUGUAUUCAUAGCUUUAAGGACAAAAGCUUGUCUACUGGUCUAUUCUUCCUUGAACUUCUGAGUGCUGCUGAGCCUAGAGUCGUCAAUUGGAAUCUUGUCACCAAAGGUGAAAAUGAUGAUGAAAAAAGAUUGAAUGCUAUAUAUAUCAUCAGUGUUGCGAGAAAGCUUGGAUGCUCCGUCUUUUUAUUGCCCGAGGACAUUAUGGAGGUAAACCACAAGAUGAUUUUGACCUUGAUUGCGAGCAUAAUGUACUGGUGCUUACAGCAAGAUGAUCUCGAAUCUUCACCGACCCCCUCCGAAUCCUUCACGGUCACAGACAUAUCCUCAACAGCUCCUUCUGUUCAAAGCGAGGACGAGAGUUCCAUUUGCGGAGAAAUCUCAUCGUUAAAUAUCGAUGAUGCAGCAUCGGACUCUACUGUUUCUUCGGUGAUGGAUCACAUUGAGGACGAAUAAUGAAGGUUAGGGUCAUUUUUUUGAAGACUAAUGGUGCACCCCUGGUGCAGAAGCUGCAAAUGUCGAAACAUAAGAGUUGUACAGAGCAAUGUUUUCAUACACAAUGUUACAAAAGUAGUACGAAGGUGCAUGAGUCGGGCAUGGAGUAUAGGUUUUUGUAACUUUAUUGCUACUCAGAUUUUCGUGUGGAGGUGAACUGUAUUUUCUUUGUUCAUCUGCUAAAUCGGUUAUUUGCAUCUUUGUAUAAUAUUUCGGUAUUUUCUAUCGCACUUUUUUGGUCUAUGUUUCGACAAAUGAAAAGAGAUUUUAUGUAA